CUUAGCUGAAAUAUAAGCCCGCCAUUAAAAAAAGAAGAAGAAGAAGUGGCAUGUGUAGUCUCUUCUUAUGUUGCAUAUCUACUAUAUAUCUAAUGAUUUGCUGCCAAAUUAAUGUCAAACCCUCUGAAAUUUAACUUCUCCAACACCCUUUGGCCGACUGAUAUACCAAGAUUCCAAGUACAUAACCAGUAAUCCUCAUCGAUUUUUUUUUUCCAAUUGCUUCUAUUCAGCUAUAUAUACACAUACAUACCAUAUAGUUUCUCCCAAGAACAAGCCAAGAAACUUCAUUUAUAGAAAUGGAAAACUCAAUGAGCUGCAAACCAUUCUCUUCUUCUUCUAAUGAGAAGACGACUGAUGACAGUUUUGAAGAGAGUGGUUGGACUAUGUACUUCGAGGAUUUCUUUGCCCAAAACAAUAGAGAGGACCGUGAUCAUGAUUUCAAUGAGCAUAGUUCUUUCUCAUUUGAUCAUGAUGGAAGUUCUUCGAUGGUCUCUGAUGCUGCUUCUUUGGCUGUGAAGAAGUCUGCUGGUGAUCAUCACGGUGAAAAAGUUGUUGGGUUACCUAUUAAUAACAAAAGUUUCAAAUACAAUUCAAGUCUCAAGAAAAGAAGAACCAAAGGAGCUUUGCUUGAUGAUGUUUUGGAGGAUACUGCUAGUUCUCCUGUUAAUAGUCCUAAGGUAAAUGAUGAUACGAUGAUAAGCCAAUACAAAAGGAACACAAAACAGAAAGAUAAAAUGGAAAUUUCACAGGACAAAGGAAGUGCUUCCAGCCAGAUAGACAUGAGAAGUGAUUUGGGUUUCAUUUUGAGGGAAAGUGACAGCACGGAACUGAAGAAAAGGGGUCUUUGCUUGGUUCCUUUGUCUAUGGUAGUAAAUUAUCUUGGUUAAAUCCACAUUUCCUCAGCAGCUCUCUCUCUCUCUCUCUCCCCUCUAGCUGGAACCCUGUGGCCAUGGGAUUGAAUGAACGAAAAGUAUGUUUGGUUGCAUAUGAUGGGGUUAAGAUCCACCAUAUCUGUGUGGCAUUUAUAUAUAUAUAUAUAUAUAUAUAUAUAUAUAUAUAUAUAUAUAUAAUAGUAUUAAUUUCAUGCAAAAUUGCUUCUCAUCAUUCUUUUGUGCACUAAACACAAAGGGAUAUGCGAAAACGCAAUUUAAACCUAGAGAUAUAGAGGAGGAGGAAGCAAUUUUUUUUUUUUUUUGGAUUAGAGGUGAUGUGGAACAAAAGUUGACGGAAGUGCUGCAAUUUUUAGGUAAAGUUUCCCUCCUACAUGCCAUCAUGAUGGAGUAUUAAGCAAUUGGCAUAAACAAGGUUUUACAAUUAAUGAACAAUGCUUCUUUCUAUUCUCUUCGAAUUGUAUUGCUUAGCACAUCAUAGAGUUGUAUUAACGGGAAAUAAAUCAUGUAUUGCCUACUUAUUUUUCAGCUCAUUCAAAUAAUUUCACCAUAAUUUUGCGUCUGAAA
Messenger RNA from Populus trichocarpa (black cottonwood), 1457 nucleotides. RefSeq names its product vascular-related unknown protein 4. The transcript is spliced from 4 exons. Lineage: Eukaryota; Viridiplantae; Streptophyta; Magnoliopsida; Malpighiales; Salicaceae. Gene Ontology annotation, biological process: xylem development. Bases 297 to 887 code for a protein of 196 amino acids. The record is from RefSeq and is a predicted model, not a curated record.